Ixodes scapularis (black-legged tick) is the source of this 1750-nucleotide messenger RNA. RefSeq names its product aladin. Gene Ontology annotation, molecular function: protein binding. Bases 96 to 1664 code for a protein of 522 amino acids. The transcript has 15 exons. The record is from RefSeq and is a predicted model, not a curated record. NCBI's taxonomy places the organism in Eukaryota, Metazoa, Arthropoda, Arachnida, Ixodida, Ixodidae. Gene Ontology annotation, biological process: nucleocytoplasmic transport. Gene Ontology annotation, cellular component: nuclear pore.
AUUAUUUUUUUUUUCUUUGUAGUAGCUGUCAUGGCGGGAAUGUGGUGCUCGAAACUUUGAAACUUGUAUGAGCGUUGAGCACCACAGAGAUUACGAUGUGCUCGCUUUCUGGGUUCCCUGAUCCACCCGGAAAAGGUUUAACGACCCUCUAUGAGCAGCAUGGGCACCUGCAUUCAGGAACCGAGCAGGAAUGGGCAAACUUUGGCCAACAGUUAACAACCUACCGAUGUAUAUCUGUCGCCCGAGAAACGGUCAGGUCGUCGGUGUCGAGCGACAGCACCGCACCGCCAUUCCUGCUUCAGCACGAAUCCAUCUGGAGACAAGCAGUGAACUCGUGGCGUGACAAGGGGUUUAUCGGCUUUCUCGAGCAGCUUGCACGGUACAGAGAAACAUCCCCAGCAUGGUCUCUUGCAAGGUUUGCAGCCAAGUCUCUCAUGGUUGGCAUGAACUGGUUCUACUCCCACGGAUUAAUUUUCCCACAUCUGCUGCUCUCUGGAGAAGCACUGUGUCAAGAGUACUCCCUGGCUUUGGAUUGGGGGCGCGGCCACGUGAGAGCUUUUGCCUGGCAUCCACAGACCCCCAAAUUCGCAGUGGCUUCCCACGGAGACCUGGUCCGCGUCUAUGCACCAAACGUCGGCAUUGUGCCCCUGCUCAAGCACAAGUCGCAGAGGAACAUCACUGACAUGGCCUGGAAGCCCUACUGUGCCUCGUUGCUGGCUGUGGCCUGCCAAGAUGGAGUCGUCCUGUGGCAACUGGAUCCCAUGUCCCUCAUAGGAAGGCCGUCAUCUGCUUACGCUUCCCUGCUGUCCCGCCGGGGCCACCAGCCCGUUACCAGUGUUGCAUGGCAUCCCAAGGGAAGCCUCCUGGCCUCUGCAUCUCCAGCUGAUUCGUCCAUGUUGAUCUGGAACGUGUCCACUGAGGAGUGUGUUCCCCUGUGCCGGCUGGCUGGAGGGGGCGUCUGCCUGCUCAGGUGGUCCCCCGAUGGAGCCCACCUGCUCGCGGCCGCUCCACAGAGUCUCUUCAGGGUCUGGGACACGCAGUUCUGGCGCUGCGACCGGUGGUCAACGUUCCAGGGACGGUGUCAGGCGGCGUGCUGGAGUCCUGACGGAGCACAGCUGCUGUGCGCGUUCUCGAACAGCCCCGCGCUCUAUGCGGUUUCUUUCCCCAAGCCUCUGAACCCGUGUCUGGGUGAUGAGGAAGAAGACUCUGCCUGGAUCCCUCACUCUUCGGCGGGUUCAGGCAGCGGUCUCCCCGUGGUGGACCUUGCCGAAGUGACGCUGUCGGCCCUUUCGGGACACCCAGAGAACAUCAAGGUCGGAGGAACUGUGCAGAACAUGGCUUGGGACAAGCACGGAGAGAGACUGGCUGUCUCCUUUAGAGACCACGGACAGUAUGUUGCUCUCUUCUGCACAAGGACAUCUCCGAUGCUCGAAGUCAGUCCCUGCGGCUUUAUCUCCGGGCCCCAUGGGGAGCAUGCCCAGCUGUUGAGCUUCUAUGACGGCUUCGAGGGUGGUUCCUUGCUCACUGUGUGUUGGAGCAACGGAGUCGUGAGUCACGUUCCCCUCUACUACUGUCCCCUCUCCCAAGAACCGACAGAGAAGUCCUUCGCUGCGUCGCCCUUCCCACUCCAGCGGAUCGUCGGGUCACCCCUCUACAGCUCCUGAUCUGCUGAGUAGAACCGGGAGGAAUCUGCAAUCCUGCUACUGUAUUAAACUAUUUUUAGAAUGACUCUAGUAUAAUCCUCAAAUUU